AUGCGAAAUCUCACAACGCAGGAAACCCCCAUUGCCAGGAAGGCCCACGGAACCCGCGUCUUGUCUGUUCCCAACUUGCCUGCCACUGCCCCCCAUCGCAUCACAUCACCCCUCCGCAUGAAGAGUUGCUCAAGACCAUCCUGA
Molecule: messenger RNA, 144 nt
Organism: Colletotrichum paranaense
Lineage: Eukaryota; Fungi; Ascomycota; Sordariomycetes; Glomerellales; Glomerellaceae
Exons: 1
Coding region: 1-144 (47 amino acids)
Source: RefSeq, a predicted model, not a curated record